This is a messenger RNA of Racocetra fulgida, 478 nucleotides long. NCBI's taxonomy places the organism in Eukaryota, Fungi, Glomeromycota, Glomeromycetes, Diversisporales, Gigasporaceae. The record is from the annotation of a GenBank genome assembly.
AUGGGAGGCAGAGGCAGUAACAAAAGGCAUAAAGGCAAAGCUGGUUCGAUCGAAACAGAUAGGGCAGAAGAAUCAGUUUUGAAGGUUGAGUCAACCAAAAUAUCAUCUGUGGCCCGAUUUAAAUCAGCAAAAGUUUCAUCCGUGGUCCAAGGGCCUAAAUCGACCAAAGGUGAUAAACAACAAAGUCAGCAAGAUGAAGAGGCUAUAUCGCCUAGAAAAAAACUAAAAGCUUUACGCUAUGCUGAUGAAGAACAAUCUGAUGAUCCCUUGUCAUCUGUGAAUAAACAAUCUUUCGCUGAUGCUCCGCAACAGGAUGAUAAAAUAUUAUAUACAUCUUAUAUAUCCCAAGAGUCCCUUCAUUCAGAAUCUCACAGUGCUUUCUCUACGAACCUGGAUGAAGAAGGAUUUACUGAAAAUUUUUCUGUAGAAAGCUCAAAUUCUGCAGAAAAAAAUUUAACAACCAAAGAUUUUAAUUACA